This is a messenger RNA of Cloeon dipterum, 2272 nucleotides long. RefSeq names its product NF-kappa-B inhibitor cactus-like. The coding region runs from base 497 to 1747 and encodes 416 amino acids. The record is from RefSeq and is a predicted model, not a curated record. Gene Ontology annotation, biological process: cellular response to tumor necrosis factor. Gene Ontology annotation, molecular function: NF-kappaB binding. Gene Ontology annotation, cellular component: cytosol. NCBI's taxonomy places the organism in Eukaryota, Metazoa, Arthropoda, Insecta, Ephemeroptera, Baetidae. The transcript is spliced from 6 exons.
GUAUAACCCGUUUGCUGCAUUGAACGGCGAGCCUCCAAGGGCCGAGCACCUGUGCACCAGGUGCCCCGAAAGCGACCUCCGCAGCGUGGGCAGCGCGUUUCCGGCCUUCUCCCCCGCGUGGUCCUCAACCCCCGGCCUUGGAGCGGGAGAUCGCGCCCCCGAUCAGGCCCAGAAUAAGCCACUUUCGACGCCAAGGCUCCGCCCCGGGGUUUCCCCGAGUGCGACGGGGAGUGCGCGCUGGCUGGCCGAGCCGAGCGAGCUCUCACUACUUGCAUUCGCUCCUCGCUCCGACCGUCAGUUUACUAAUAAGAAGUGUGCUAGACCAUUCAUUGCGUGCGUCCGCUCUCUCGGCUCAGAAUGGCGACCGGUGCCGACGUCUGAAGACCUCUUCAGACGUUCUCCGCCAGUGCGUCCCGCGCUCCGUAGCUCUAGCUAGCUUCGAUUUUCCCAAACUUUCACUAGAAAGAGAGAGACACAUACACACACAAAGCGAACCAUGUCGUGGCACGCGCGCAGCAACUCCGCAGUGACCCAAGGUGACCAGGGCAGUGGUGUGCUUUCAGACUGGUCAUCCAAAUGCGUUGAGGACGAGGACAACCUUGACUCUGGUUUGGUCGCCUCGGAACAGUCGCUCGUGUCCGAUCAGGAGUUGAGCCAGAAGAGGGACUCCGCCUUCCACGAGUCCGAAGAGAACCUGCUCUCGAGCGUCUCCUCCAUGCGGUACGACCACCAGGACUCGGGCCUCGGACUCAACGAGCACUUCAGUGGGCUCAGCCUUAAGUCGUACCUAAAUGACCUCAACUCGCCCCCGUCGCCGACCAGCACCACCUUUACGCCCUCUUCGCCGACCGGCUCCUGUCAAAAGGUGCCCCUGUCGCCGCAGAAGGAGCAGCAACAGCAGCAGACGGACGGCAAUAUUGCCCUGGCAGAGCUUUACUUCCAACAGGACGAGGAUGGCGACACGCAGCUGCACAUCACCAUCAUCCAGGGCUUCAUUGAGGCUGUGUGUAGUUUGAUAAGAAUGGCGCCAGACCCGUCGUUUCUUGACAUAGCUAACAACUACCACCAGACUCCGCUCCACCUGGCCGUGUUGACGAAACAGCACCGUAUCGUGCGCGUGCUGCUGGUUGCAGGUGCCUCCCCGAACCUCAAGGACUUAAACGGAAACACUGCUCUGCACCUGGCCAGCGAGCAGGGAUUCACGGAUUGCGUUCACGCCCUUCUGCAGCCCAUUACCGUCGAGGAGAUGUCCAACUCGGGACUAGUGUUCACUCAGCCUAGAUACCUUUCCAAGCCAGCGCUGCUCGAAGAGCGAAAUUAUGAUGGUCAGCUCUGUGUUCAUUUGGCAGCCGCUGGCGACCAUGCAGAUGUAUUGAGACGUCUCGUGUGGGCAGGGGCCAACAUCAACGCUCGAGAGCUCAAGUGCGGGCGCACAGCAUUACACGUAGCAGCAGAGCGCGGCAAGAAAGCCGUGUGGACCACGAUCCUGACAGAUCCCGAUUGCUGCAGAAAAGUCGACCUGUCCCUGGAGACGUACUCAGGGUACACUGCCUACCAGCUGGCGCUCUACGCUGACCUGAGCUUAGCAAAGGAGCUGUCGCAGCGAGGGUUCGCGAACCCCUUACCCGUGGAUGAAGAGUCUGACUCGGAUGACGAAAUGGUUCUGAGUCAUAAAAGGCCUGUCGAGGGCUUCUUUGGAGCAUUCAACGGCCUUAUGUCCACGAGUCGCCCGAUUAUGAGCGCCUGACCAACCCUUCGGAAUCAGUGAUGAUGGGGGGCAAAAACGGAAGUACUAUGGGUCACAAACACACUUUAGAAAAAAGAAAUAUUGCCUAGUUGUAAGGGGAGAUGAUAUAUUAAUUAACUGCUGACGAACGCGCAAGCGAGUGAUACAGUGACCAAAAUAUCAUUUAUUGUAAAAUGUUGAACACGCAGACACUGGCCAUUACUAAGUAAAACAAGACUGUAUUACACUUAUUAACUUUCAUUGUGGUGUGCCUGGCGAUUGUGAAGAGAAAUGUGCAAACCAAAAUCAUUGAACUGCUGCGGUGUGCAGAGGCAAGAAUUGGCUGGGGUGAGUGAGCAAGUUCGUGGGGGAAAACGCACCUUUUGGUGCCCAAUUCACAAUCAAUAGUUCAGCUUGUACCUGAGUGAGGGCGUGAAUGAAUUGCGACACUUAAUUUCCUAGCAUGUAAUUUUUCUGUUAGCAUGUAAACCAUGACACAAAAAGAUGUUAUUAAAACAAGAACGUAAUGUUCCAAUCACAAGAAAA